Haliotis rufescens (red abalone) is the source of this 3036-nucleotide messenger RNA. RefSeq lists its product as uncharacterized. The coding region runs from base 9 to 2945 and encodes 978 amino acids. The record is from RefSeq and is a predicted model, not a curated record. Lineage: Eukaryota; Metazoa; Mollusca; Gastropoda; Lepetellida; Haliotidae. Gene Ontology annotation, molecular function: metalloendopeptidase activity. Gene Ontology annotation, biological process: proteolysis. The transcript has 2 exons.
UCGGGGCAAUGCGCGCCUUUAUCUUGACUUUGAUUGCAGCUUUGUGUCACGUCAUGCGCGUGGAUGCUGCGCAGGUGCUAGACGCCAACAGCCGCUUCCGGUACUCACUACACCGCAACUGGCGCCAAGCACAUCGUCGCCCAUCAAUUGCCCGACUCCUACAGCUUCCUAGCGAUGUCACACUCAAAGAAAGCAACACCAUCACCACCGUGCAUGGCGUAAAACGAUGCCGAUUACGGGAGUUGUAUAAGGACAUGCCUGUCAUAGGGUCGAGUAUUGAAGCCGACGUUGACGACAUCGGCCGAUACAGUGGUGGUGCUGUGACGGGGACGUUGAUGCUGUCUAUGACCAACGAUAUCCCCAACCCUGGGCUGUGUCAUUUGACGGAACAGGAGGCACAGGACAUCCUCCUUAGAGAGGAAGGAAUAGCCCUAGAUAUACACAUUUUACGUAAAAGAAUCACCAAGAAGGUAUUUGUGGACAAAGAAAAGAAAGCUCAUCUCGUGUUCGCCACUGACAUCCUUGUUGAAAACACGUUAAAAGAGUCAAGACCAUAUUACCUCAUUGAUCGCUGCGACGGUUCGGUUCUUAAGAAGUCAAAAAGGCUAAAUACGAAAUACCGAUCACAUGGAGCAGAUGUAACCAGCACGGAGGAGUUUGAGGUGACAAGCACGGAUGAGUCUGGGGUGACAAGCACGGAGGAGUUUGAGGUGACCAGCACGGAGGAGUUUGGGGUGACCAGCACGGAGGAGUUUGGGGUGACAAGCACGGAGGAGAUCGGGGUGACAAGCACGGAGGAGUUUGAGGUGACCAGCACGGAGGAGUUUGGGGUGACCAGCACGGAGGAGUUUGGGGUGACAAGCACGGAGGAGAUCGGGGUGACAAGCACGGAGGAGUUCGGGGUGACCAGCACGGAGGAGUCUGGGGUGACAAGCACGGAGGAGUCUGGGGUGACAAGCACGGAGGAGUUUGAGGUGACCAGCACGGGGGAGUUUGGGGUGACCAGCACGGAGGAGUUUGGGGUGACAAGCACGGAGGAGUUCGGGGUGACCAGCACGGAGGAGUUUGGGGUGACCAGCACGGAGGAGUUUGGGGUGACAAGCACGGAUGAGUCUGGGGUGACAAGCACGGAGGAGAUCGGGGUGACAAGCACGGAGGAGUUUGGGGUGACCAGCACGGAGGAGUUUGAGGUGACAAGCACGGAGGAGAUCGGGGUGACAAGCACGGAGGAGUUCGGGGUGACCAGCACGGAGGAGUUUGAGGUGACAAGCACGGAGGAGAUCGGGGUGACAAGCACGGAGGAGUUCGGGGUGACAAGCACGGAGGAGUUUGGGGUGACAAGCACGGAGGAGAUUGGGGUGACAAGCACGGAGGAGAUCGGGGUGACAAGCACGGAGGAGUUUGGGGUGACAAGCACGGAGGAUUCUGGGGUGACAAGCACGGAGAAGUUUGGGAAGACAAGCACGGAGGAGAUCGGGGUGACAAGCACGGAGGGGUUUGGGGUGAAAAGCACGGAGGAGUUCGGGGUGACCAGCACGGAGGAGUUCGGGGUGACAAGCACGGAGGAGUUUGAGGUGACAAGCACGGAGGAGUUUGGGGUGACAAGCACGGAGGAGAUCGGGGUGACAAGCACGGAGGAGUUCGGAGCAGAGGAAACCUCCACUGGGAGUGAGCCCUCAGCAACUGUCACAGUACAAGCCGAACCUGACGGUCAGUGUGCAACCUUUGUGAAGGGGACCGGUGGCAACCCAAAGACAGGAGCCAUCGUAUACAGCACACCCCCCUACUGUCUGGACGUGAGGUUGGAAGGAGACAUGUGCUUCCUGGAAAAUAAAUAUGUCAAGGUCGUUGAUCUGAACCAGACAAAAAACGAAGAGAAGACUGAGGUUGUUAGCUUCAAAUGCUCGGAAGGGUACAACGAUGCCGUCAACGAAGCCACAAACCCCGUCCUCGACGCCCUCUUCUAUGGCACAGCUACUUUUAAAUUGUUUGAAGACUGGUAUAACACUAAACCGCUGAAUAUUCAACCAUCAUGGCUCCUGGUUCAUUACGGUAACAUGAUUGAUAACGCUUACUGGAACGGAGGGAAGAUGUUGUUUGGGGAUGGAAGCCAAGACGAGAGUUAUCCCCAAGUAGGACCUGAUGUCAUAGGUCACGAGCUGGCACAUGCGAUAUCAGAGCAGCACUCUGAGUUAGAGUACUCUGGGCAGUCGGGCGGGAUUGAUGAAGCCUUCUCUGACAUUGCAGGAGAAGUUGUAGAGGCGUAUGUUCGUAAAACUGAUUGGCUAGUCGGUUUCUAUCUAUCAAAGUCAAACACGAAAGCGCUGAGAUAUUUUGAAGACCCAACCAGGGAUGGAAGUUCAAUAAAAGAGGCCAAAAAUUUUGAAAGCGACAUGGACGUCCACUUUAGUAGCGGCGUCUUCAACCACGCCUUCUACCAGAUCGUCGAAGUCGGGAAGAUCCCGAUCAAAUACGCGUUUGAGAGUUUCUAUAUCGCCAACAGAUUGUACUGGAAAGAGGACACGGGGUUCGUCGAGGGCGCAUGUUCCACUAUCCGGGGCGCUUACGACGGCGGCUUAGACACAGAGAUAUACGCAGCAGCCUUCACAGCUGUAGGGGUCAAUGCUUGUCCUUUGACCAAAUUUCUUGAGAUGGUGACCCCAUCAAACAAACGCUCCAACAUCCGGGUAUCCAGCAUCCGACAACCAUUGUUUGGCAUCAAUACCAAAGAUGCUACCAAGAAGAUCGUCGUGGAGGCUGUUAGUGUGUCUGGAGCGGCUGUGAAACUGGCGCUGUCGAGGACGGUGUCUCGAAGUAACCCUGCUGCUUCAGGGACUGGGAGGGUGGAGCUGACGGUGUCGGGAAUAGCUUUGUACUACGUCCGCGUCUUCACCGACUCCGUCGACGAGAUCAGUGACGUCAAGAUCACUUUGAAAUUGGAAUAGAUAACAAUGAAGGUCGAGUUGAGAUAAAUCUGAAUCCACUGGUUUCAGAAUUGUAAUUCCACCGGCGAAUAAAUAGGAACUGUCAUGUCCA